UUAUAAUGAUGCUGAAGUGGUAGAUUACAGAAAAUUUCAAAUAAUUUUAAAAAAAAAUAAAAUACUACAGUUGUAUAGUGCAAACUUUAAAAAAAAAUGAAACCAGAAUCAACUUUUGAGUAUUUUUUGAGCUAUGAAAUAUUAAAGGGUAAUUCCUUAUUUUAGAGCGAUAAAUUCCAUAAUGAGCUUUUUUAAUAAAAAAUAAAUUUAUUUUAUUGUUAAAAGUAUUUUUUAAGCAAAAUACCGUCUUUUUGUUCGGAUACGACAACCAUUUAACAAAUUGUAUGAGAUAAAAAAAAGUACAUUUCAUGAAUCUUUUAAUUUUGUCAUUCACGGCGCCAGUAUGCUAAAUCAAGGAGAUCUCUUCUUUCUUCAAAUAUACUCUAUAAAAGUUACCCAAUUGGAUGUAUCUAGAUGUAAAUAAAUGUUGUAUUUAUUUUAUAACAUUGUUUAAUUUUGUCUAGGUCUCCGAUAUUUCUUUCUAAACCAUUAUAUAUAUAUAUUUUGAACUUUCAACUUUUGCACAUGACUAGUUAAUUAAAACUUUCCUUGACCAAUGAUUCAAUAGUGUUUGCACACAGCAAUCUCUUAUGAAUGAAACUAUGAGAAUUAUAUGGCAUCCUUCUGUCUUCGCGAGUCGAUGGAGUAGCUAUGUAGUCCUACACUUCGACUAGGCCAAUCCUAGAAUGACAAUCUCGACUGCAUUUCUCCCAGGAGAAUAUUGAUUCCUGGUAAGAUCUUGACUUCCGUAUUGUUCUUUUUGUUGCAAGGGCCUCGUUUCGCAUAUCUUCUGCUCUCAUUUGUUGUUUUCAAUAUUGGCUUCCCUCAUGCUCCUUUUGCAAACGUCCAUAAAUCUCAGGCGUGGCCAUCCAAUAAGUCUUGUCCCUUCUGUCAACUCUCCAUACAGCAGCAUCUUCGAGAUAUGGCCUUCCUCCAUUCUCCUUAUGUGACCUAACAAGCAAAUGCGCCUCUUGCUAAGAAAGGAGAAUAUGCAAAACAUUUGUUAGGCACCUUGUCCUGCCAUCGAAUGCGUAAAAUGCGACGCAGACAUCUUUGGUGGAAGCUGUUGAGUUUCCGUUCCUGACUGGUAUAUGUGGUCUACAUUUCGCUACCAUUUAGGAGCGUACUAUGAGAAUAAUACUAGAGUAAUAUAGUACAUACCACGGACUGUGAAUGGUUGCCCAUGACAAUGUUUUGCACACAGCAAAUAAUGAUAAUAUAAUUUGACUUUACUGGGUUUUAAACCUCAAAUUAAAUUAUUCAAAGUUUAUUCAAAAACAUGCUAUCAAAUAUUUUGAAUUAAAUAGUGGUAAAAAUUGAAUAUUUUCUAAGUAUGUGCUACUUCUGACAUUAAAAAGGAGUGCAUGGUCACCUCCUUAUCCUGAUGUGGUUAACCUGGAUGGGCAUAAGUAAUGGCCGAAAUUUCCAAACUUAAUAAGAUUUGGCACAAAUAUACAUCAACAUAUAGUGCUGAUUUUAUAUGAAAGACGUAUAGUUUGAAAUUCAAAAAUUUUUUAUUGAAAAAUGCAUUAUAUAUACCGAUACCUAAGAAUUUCCAAAAAGAUGGUUGAUUGAAAAUGCAAAAAAUUAGGAUGGAAAUGUAGGCCAAAAUGUGGAUGGAUACCACAAUUUUAUGAUAAAAUAGUCCUUUCAUUAAUGAAACGAACCAACUUCCAAAAAUGAUUAACUCAGAUUCUUCUGCGCUGACACCCAUUCCCCAUAAAAUUUUGAACUAGUUUUACCCAAGUGCCUAAGCCAAGGUCUGGUAAUCCUAUAUUUUAGAAUAAUUGUAAAUUAAAGGUGUAUUACCAGUGAUCAUAUUUAGCAUAUUUAAUUAUUUACAUGUUAUUUCCCCUUUCAUUGAUAUCUUUUUACGCAAUGGUAGAUAAGGUAUGAUGAUCAAAAGGCAAUCAUAUUCUCUGGACAUCGGUAUCGCCUAUGUCAGUGGUCCCCAAAUAGCGGUCCGUGGACCUUCACCUGUCCGCAUGCCUAACGCUGCCGGUCCCCAUAACAUAAAUAUUUAUUGUCAAAUAGAAAUUAAAGUAUAAAAAUAAAUCAUGCACCGGUCCCUGGUAAAAUUUAAAAACUUGUUCACCGGUCCGCCAAACUUAAAAGUUUGGGAACCACUGGCCUAUGUACACCCAAAACAACCAGGCAGUUCCGGCUCAUCCCAGCAAGAACACAGAACAGGAACUGCUCAUUCCUGCCAAAGACAAUCAGGGACUUGAACAAGCUUCCAAAAGGAUCAGUUGAGGCCAAAACAUUUGACACAUUUGGAUCUAUUGCCUCUGGCCCCAGUUCAUGAUACCCUUGCUGAGUAGCCCUUGCAACCAGUGAAAUAUCCUCUUCAAUACCAGGCACAGAAACUUUGCAAAUCCCCUCUAAAUACAUAGGAGCCGGAAUGAUCAAUAUUUUGAUCGUAGGCCCUUAAUAUAAAGAAGAAGAAGAGGAAAUUGUGUUGUCAAAAUUUACAGAGGGUAUCAUUGUUUCACCUCUUAUAGUCGAUUAUUGGCAUAAUAAUAAAUUCUACAUCUGCCCAUUACUUAAUGCUGACACCUUGCUUGUUCAAUUGAGAAUUUAUUUGAAUUUAUUUUUUGUCAGGUUUAAGUUUGAAAAUGGGGUUAAAAAUAGGUCAUAGUUAAUUAUCAAUAACUUAAAUAAAAAAUUCAAUUGUAAAAAAAAAAAGGUUUUUUAAUUUUAUUAUGUCAUUUAUAACAUGUCCAAAUUCCUGAGAGUAGACUAGGUAAACGGGUCAAAAACAAAAAAUAAAAGUGAUGAUGACAAUUUACAUACUCUUUUAUUUCAUGACAAUUUACAUUGACGACCAUGCUUGUUUGCAUAUUACCUAUUAUGGAUAGCCGCCGUUGAGUAGUUCAUAAUUCGUUUACUUCCUUAUCCGAAAAAUAAAUGGGAAAUAUAAUUAACCUAAUCAUUUUAAAGAAAUACAAUUUUUGUAAUAAAAUAAAUAAUUAUUAUUGGCUUAUCAAUAAAUAUCAGUAGCUUUAAUUUUGGGGUUGGUUGCAAUGGAUGGGAUUGAUAACCAUUUUACUUAGAUAGGCCUAUUUAAAGUAUAAUUUUACUAUUAUAAAAUAGUAAUGAGGGAGUCCCGAAAGGCGGAUAACGUUGGUACAAUGAAACAUUCCGACAACUCCUGUGACGUCACUGGUGCCAAGCUGUAUCAUCCAAUGAUGUUCCCUUGGGUUAUCCAGCGGCGUGGAGAGAGGCAAUUUGCUGUUGGGAACCAGAUUAUAAUCCUUGAAGAAUAAUCCCAGGCCAUGUUGAUUUCGUCCUCCAAAGCCCACUCCAUCGUCACAUUGUGACGGACGGAUGCCAGCAAAAAAAAAAUUUUAAAAAUAGUAAUGUGAGAGAUCUAUACAAUAAUAUUUAGCUAAUAUGUAUUAACUGUUGUAGUUUAUAAAAAACAACUUUCGUUUGGUAUUGAAAUGAUUAAGUAAAUACAAAAUCAAAGUCCCCACAAUUAAAUAUUUCACAAAAUAUUAAGCAAUGAGGCUUCUAAUACUGAUUAUUAAUAAGUUUAACACAAUUAUUUCCAACGGUAUCCUAAAAUUGUUGUUUAUUUUUGUUUUUAAAUGUGAAUUUUUAGAAAUGUAGGCGAAAAAGAGAUGGAUAAUGGUGUGUAUAAAUGUGUUGUUUUAUUUGGUCUAGAAUUGUAGUUGUGUGGUAGUUCAUAUAAUAAUUAUAAAAAUUGAAACACUUAUCAAUUCGUUGAUUAAUUUUUAAAAAAUAUUUUCAACCAGCAGGUUUAAGGACAGUUCUGGGAAGAACCAAGAUAUGUCAACCAGCCUUGCUUACCUUGACAGCCCUUCCUGCUGCUAUUCAGAUCAGAUACAAAAGCCGAAAACAGCGUGUAAGACAACCAAAAUCAGAAGUCGAAAAACCCAAGCAAUUCACUUCCAAGAAGCAGCUAAAAAAGUGUGUAAAAUAAAGAUACAGAUGUAGAGAAAACAAUAGCAUACCUCUCAGUGUCAACCGCCUAAUAUAAAAUGCAGUACGCUACACCAAAUAAAUCUUUAUAAUAAUAAAAAUCUAUCUAAACAAAAAAAGAGAAGUAUAGGGUCGUGAGAGUCAGGAAUUGGACAUGGAAAACUGGUUUAGUACAUCUUAGCUUUUGUCAUUGUUUCAUGAAGUUAUAGAGCAUGCGCCACAGAUAACUUUAGAUUUUUUAAAUUUCUUUUAAAUAACAAUUUCAUUUAACAUUCAUAUGCCUUUUUUAGGGCUCAUUUUCUGUAGCUAAUUUGGAUAACAUUAAAUUAUAAUUUAGUUCCAUGUUGGGAUCAGUUUCUAAACUUUGCAGGAAAAAGGAUUCUAGAAUUAGUAGAUACAUUGAUGAUCUUUUUUUAUGAUACUUCUAAUGACAUUAACAGGGUGUUGUCAGCUGAUGUCCAAGAUAAGGAUUCUAUCAUUGCUGCAGCUCCAGUAGAUAAUGUUUGGGUCCAUAAGUUUUACCCUAAGCCAAAAUUUUCAAUUGAAGAAGCAAUAAAGAGACACAAUGCAUUGGCUCAGCCUGCUAUGCUUAACAACUUGAAAGGCAUUGUUUUCCUGGACAUGAGGCUCGACUGCUCAACAGCGAAAAAGGUAUAGUUUUUACAAGUCAUGCAUGGCUGUCUAAUCAAUGUGAAAUUUAAUCUUAAAUUUAAAUUAAAAGAGCUCUAAGAUAUUUUCAUUACAUUUUUAAGAACUCAGUUGUCUUUGAUUUUUCAUAAAUGUAUAUAAUGAUUUAACAUAAAUGUAAGUUUUACUAAAACUUUACGCAUCAUUAUUGCCCUUUUUAUUGUUAACCUUAAUUUCUAGAAACAGUUUAUCUCACACACUCAUAUUAGUUCAAAAAGAUAAGGAAAAUGCAUUGUUGUAAUAAUGUUCAUUAAAUUCUAUUUAAUCACCUUUUAUUAAGUUUAAGAAAUAAGAAACUUCACAGAUCGGCACACAAAUAGGCCACAUAAGAUUUUUAUAGAUAAAUUCCAAGGAGGUUUUGUUUUACUCUCAGACAAAGUUUAUGGGGACAAUACGAUCAACAGUCAGGUUGCCACAUGAGUUCCCAUAUGGAUCGCCACCAGCUAUUUUAGUAUUUUGUAAGGUAGGUGGAAUUGUCUAAUAAUAUCCAUGAAAAAUUGGGUUUAUUUAUUUAAAUUAAAAAUAAAUAAAUAAAGUGUUCAUACAUUAUUUUUGUGUAUGUAUUUAAAUCAUUUUGUAUCACGCAAUGACUUAAUAAAGGGGAGAGAGUGCAUUUCAAAAUAAUCCAGAUUUGGUGGAGGGGAUGGGGGAGAAUAAAUAUCAAGUUCAAAGUAGUGUCUGUAUUAUGGCCCCUUUUCCAUGGUUGUAACUAGGAACUUAUUAAUACAGUACCAAUUUUAUUUUUGUGAGCACAUUUAUUAUCUUUUUAAAAUCUGGUAAAAAAAACAUAAUACAUAAAUUGUGUGCUAAGCAUAAAAAUCGGAAAGUGCAAAAACCAUUUAAAAAGUACAGAUAAAUUAUUUCUCUUGGAAGUAUGUCGGAAACUAAUUUUGGGGAUUGGAUCAAAUGUAUGGGAAUUAAAAUGUUGCUAACGACAGGCUUUUUAUGCCUUUAUAAUAAUCAAUUUAUCAUCCUCUAACCUGACUGAUUAUGAAAAAUAAAUUACCUUCUAUUUAUUACUAAUUCUAAAAGCACUAAAAGCGAAUAACCAGGGGUCAGUUAAUAAAUAUGAGCCAAUGUAGCAAGUCCAAUAAAUCAGCAAUUUUUCAAUGUUCUUAUUGUUGCAACCAUAGUUGUGUAUAGUUUUCAACCCCUGUUAUAAUAGUGGCACUAUGAUAAUGUAUAUAAUGAAAAUGAGAGGAGUAUUUUAAAAAUUUUAGUGACUAUUUGAUAAGGCUGCGGCUAUUCGGACCCGGGCCCGAGAAGUGAGAGUUUGGGUUUAUUAAAAAAUAUUUAAAAAUAAUUGUAGGGUUUGUAAGACAAAAUUUGGUAUCAAAUGAAAGAUGAUUGAAUGGACUAUAUGUUUGUAAAUUUACUUCUUAAGUUUAACUAAAAUAAAAUACCACAAAUGACAUCCGAAUAGCAUUUAGUCAAAGUGGAACCGGGAACGCAUCGCCGCUAUUCGGACCUGGGUUCCUUUAGACUCAAUGCUAUUCGGAUGUCAUUUGUGGUAGUUUAUUUUAGUUAAACUGAAGAAUUAAGUUUACAAACAUAUAGUCCAUUCAAUUAUCUUUCAUUUGAUACCAAAUUUUGUCUUACAACCUAACAAUAAUAUUUGUUUUUUAAAUAAAAAUCCCAACCUCUAACUUUUCGGACCCGGGUCCGAAUAGCCCCUUCGAUUUGAUAAUUAGUUUUGUUUUCAAAAAGUAACCUCUUCCUUAACGUUUGUUUUCAGAAUUGCUGAAUUCCUAUAAUUUCAUAUUAAAAUAAUUUGAAAGUUGUUGUUUUUUCCAUAUUGUUGGCUUUAAAAUAAAAUUAUUCCUCAGCGCAAAAGAGAAUUUGAUUGAACACAUAAACUUUCACUAAAAGAACUGUAAUAUGAAGAUAAUUAAAACAAAAUUAAAGAGACAUUUUUUUUAAAGUACCGGUAUGCUUUUUUUAUGUUUUGCUUCGAGAAUAAGAAGUUAAAAUUUUCAAGAAACAGGAAAGUUAAGUCAUUCAACGUUACGAAUAUCAUGAAAGGAUUUUAUACCAACAAUGUAGUAAAUGCAUGAUCUUCUUUUAUUCUCUUCAUUUGAAAUGUCCAGAAAGAAGAAAAUAUCUCAUUAGCCGAAACACUUGGUGCAAAACAUGUGGGGACACCUGAGAAUAUAACUAAAAUGGUAGGUAAAAACAAUAAUUAAAAGAGUAUUAUAGUUUUAAUAAGCUUAAUUCCCACUAUCAAAUUGUUUAAAAUUCAACUGACCAGUUUCCCCUUGAAUCAAGGUGUAUAGGAAUUAAUUGACCAGUUUCCCACCUAUCAAUUAGUAUAGACUUCAAAUGACCAUAACCUGGAUCAAGUAGUAGAGGAUUCAAUUGACCAGUUUGCCCCUGGCUCAAGUUGUAUGGAUUCAAUUGAUGAGUUUCCUCCUGGAUAAAGUUGUAUGGAUUCAAUUGACCAGUUUCCCCAGUUUCUUUGCAAAAUAUAUUAGUUGAAAAAAAAACGAAUUAAAACGCCACAAAGAAAACAGCUAUUAUACAAAAACCACAAGUAAAUUUAUGUAUAAUGAUAUAAAUGUGAAACAACCAACUAGUGUAACGGCAAACCUUUGAGUCAUUAAAAAUUUAUAAGUAUUGUUAGCGAGUUUAGACAUUAUACUCUUUACAUUUAAUUUUUGAGGUCAUAUGUCUUGGCCAAUGUGCGUGUCCAAAAAAUGAGAACUGUUAAGAUUUGACAGGAUUCAACAGAAUGACAAUAGCACUUGGUAGUGAAGUCCAUUUUCCGCUCAGAAUAAAGUUAGCGACUUGAAAGUGUUUGUUAACUCCUGUUAUGUUACAAAAGUGUAUCUUACACAUCUAAAACACAUUCUUUGGAAACUGGGAAAUUUUAUAAUUAAAUACAUUUUUGUUCUCAGAUCAAUAAUGGGCUCAUUAACCCAAAGGACUUUAAUCAUGUGUUGUGCACACCUGACUGUGCCAGUGAUAUACUGUCCCUGCGUUCUCACUUCAGGGAUAUAUUCCCACAGAAGGCCAAAGGUAAAUAUUGCUACUAAUAGUAAUAGAUCUUACAAAUUAUAUAAUUAUGUAUCAUUAAAGUACCAUUUGCUUGUCAUUCCCUUCACUGAUUUGCUUGAGAAUUUUGCUUUUUUUUUAAAUUUUUUUUAAAAAAAAAUUCUGGCAGUUGUAUCCUUUAUUUGUCCAUAGAUCAUCAAUAGUUAAUCUCAUGCCAAGUUGGCUGUUUAUGAAACUAAGGCUUUACCUCCUCUCCAAGAAUAGCUGCUACUGGGCUCACAAGCACCGAGCUUAUUUAUAAUCCCAGGGUGGCUUUGAACCCACUAUUUCUUAGUUGAGAGGGUACUUUUUGGUUAACACUGCUUCGGAUGGCCCAUAUUACUGUAUGUUUUGAAAACAAAUAAAUGGAAAUACCAGCUGUAUUUUUUCGUUGUUCUCAUACAGUUUUUUCAUGAAUGUUCAGCUGAAAAUUUUUUUUAUAUUUACCGAGCUUAUUUAUAAUCCCAGGGUGGCUUUGAACCCACUAUUUCUUAGUUGAGAGGGUACUUUUUGGUUAACACUGCUUCGGAUGGCCCAUAUUACUGUAUGUUUUGAAAACAAAUAAAUUGAAAUACCAGCUGUAUUUUUUCGUUGUUCUCAUACAGUUUUUUCAUGAAUGUUCAGCUGAAAAAUUUUUCAAUUUAAAUAUCCUCUACAUUUGAAAUAUUGCAUUCUCAAAAUAUUAUGUGUAUUCGUUAUGAAUAAUUUGUUUUGAUAAAAAUGUAUCCUUAAAGCAAAACAUGAUUGAAAGUAUCCCUAGCCCAGCAGUAGGGUUGCACUGAUUACCAUACUGGCCAAUUAACAAUUAUUUGGCCUUGCAUAAUCAGCCACCGAUUAGUUAUUUUGAAUGUAGUUUUGAAAUACAUAUUAUAGGUGCCUAAUUAUAAAUUUUUUUGUUCGUUUAGUAUUCUAUUUUAUAAUUAAUAUAAUUAAAAAAUAUAUACAACAUAACAUUAAAAAAAAAACUUUUCAGUUGAUCAGGUGGGUUCAUUGCUUAAAAUUUGAUCUAAACUCUCGCCAUCCCAAACCUACCCCCAAAAAUAAUGAAUGCAUUUUAAAAAAAAAAAUAACAAUCACUGCACUAUCACUGACUAUUGUAAGUCACUGCAGCAAUUUAUAAGCACAUGCUAAUAAUGUCUAAGAAAUAUUGUGAACAAUCUAAUUCUGUUGUAAAAAGUGGCAUAUCAUGCUAGUGCAGUUUAGUUCUCAAAACUUAAAAAAAAAGCAUUGUGUUAUUUGGUCUUCACCAGGUCAUUGUGUAUACCUGUGGUUCUCAAAGGUGUAAUAGCCCAGGGUGGCGCUGUAAGGCUUGGAAGAUUUCAGGGUGGGGUGUUGGGAAUUUAUUAGGGUAGACGAAGUAAUUAAUUCUGUUAUUGUUUACAUCCAAUGAAUGUAAACAUCAUGGUUUUUUUCAUACAGCAAAUAGAAAAGACCUUUGAUAUAACUUACAAAUGUUUAAGCCAAAGCAGUUAUACUUUGCUAAGUUAUGAGCCCUAGAACACUGUCUAGUUCUAAAUUGAUGGAGCAUGAUUAACGAGUAGCUGCAACAUUUGGUUGUUGCUUAUUGCCAGAUGUGUGAUUUACAUUCAUUCAUAUCCAACAUCUGGUUGCUAAAAAAAACUCAGGGAUCGUUAUUAACGCAGUGACUUAUUUUUAAGCACACUGUUUAUGAUUGGCCAUUUCUGACACUUUGUGUUGAGAACUAUGCAGAUUUUGCUGCUUCAUAACUGACUCUGAUUUACGCAAAUGUUUCUUUUGGGGUUGACUCCAAAGCCAUCACAAAUGAUGUUGCUUACAUUUCAGAAAAAUUUGCUAAAUUUAAUUUUAAAAAUGUAGAGUUGCUGGUAAACAAGGUUAAUCAUUUUAUAACCAAAUCUCUUCCCUUUACUUUAAAUAAAAAUUGACUCUAUUCAGGUGCAAUUUUUGUCGUCUUGAUUUAUAGUAAUGUCCUCACCCACUGGAGCUAGAACAGAAGUGUGAGAUGCAAGAUGCUCAUUUGGUAGUACUUGUGAUCAUCUGGAUAUGCUCUAUAAUGAUAGUCUGAACUAUUUUAGUUGAGUUUUUGCCACAUCAUGAAAUGUUUAAUUGUAAUUUGCGUGGUAGUUUGUUAAGAAGCUCCUUGUUGGAUUCUCAUCAUAUUUGGUGCAAGGGUUGUUGUUUUCUUUUGCAUCCAUCCAUCUUAGCUCAAUUACAGGAAUACUUUAAUACUUAGUUAACAAUCUUCCAUAGAGGUUUAUGCAAACUUUUAUUCUGAGAAUGACAGGGUGCACUGAUGGUCCACAGGGGUAGUGGACGCAAAAAUGUUUGAGAACCACUGGUCUAUAUGCUGACAACGACUACACAGAAACAAAUGCAAAAAAACAAUCCUCUGAUGUAUGAUAACUUGCUUAGAGUCAUACAUAUUUGAUAAAAUCCCAUAAAAACAUCCAAUAAUUUACUAAAACUAUCUAUAUUUAAAACUAACAUCUUAAGUAGGGAGAUUAGGCAGAUUACCAAUUAUUUGCCCCUCAAUCAGUGCAACUCUACCUGAUCAGCCCUGAUCACCUAUGCCCACCUGAUAAUCUUGAGAUUGGCAUGUUUUACCAUCUGAUCAUUUUUACAAACCUCAGGUACUGUAAACCAAGACUUGCAAUCAAUGUGGGAUCUGUUUUUCUAUGGCUACACAUUUGAGUCCCAGAAGCUGACAGAUGCUGUUGGAAGGUUGCAAGUUCCCCUUGGAGUGGUAAGAAGUUAGGAUAGAUUCAAAUUUUUGUAAAGCCCUGUUAAGCAGUCUGUGUAACAGUGCUCAAACCAUUAUAUUAAUUAUAUUUAAAGUAAUAAAUUAAAUGUUCUGUUAAAUGAUAAGAGCCAUAUAUUUUUGAUAAAAUGUUAACCUAAAUUUAAUAAUUCACACAUCAUUUUUCCUCCAUAUAUAAUCACAGAUGGACCAACCCACUGAAGAAUUGGUCGAGAAUUUCCAUGUGUACAUUGACAACAUUUGCAAACAUAGAAGUGUUGCUUUAGGUACAUUUUUUAAAAAACAUGACUAUUAUUACUAAAAUCAACAAUGUUUAUGUGUCCAUUUUUAAGUAACUGUGUCUGUCUAAAAUAGUUUUUUGCUUAUUAUCUAUUUAUUUUUGCUCCAUAUUACCCACAGGUCCAUUUAUAACAUCAAUCGCUGUUGUGGUGCCUCCUUCUACAGAAGAGUUUCUCCUAAAAGUUGAAGAUUAUGUCCCAGGAUAUAAAAACGAUGAAGUUGAUUCAGAUGAGGAGGAUGUAGCAGAAGCUCAAACUUGAUUUAAUUUUUGCAAUGUUCGUGUGUGGUGAAAUGGCGCUGAUUGCAAAAUGUAAUUUGUGGUUCACUUGAUUGUAGGAAUUAUUAAAAUAGAUAUACAGAAAUAAUUACUGACUUGUCUACAAAGAAAUAAAAUACAUUAAGAAAAAUU
Lymnaea stagnalis (great pond snail) is the source of this 11087-nucleotide messenger RNA. The record is from the annotation of a GenBank genome assembly. NCBI's taxonomy places the organism in Eukaryota, Metazoa, Mollusca, Gastropoda, Lymnaeidae.